Molecule: messenger RNA, 1863 nt
Organism: Hevea brasiliensis (rubber tree)
Lineage: Eukaryota; Viridiplantae; Streptophyta; Magnoliopsida; Malpighiales; Euphorbiaceae
Product: protein SLENDER RICE1-LIKE 1
Exons: 1
Coding region: 200-1816 (538 amino acids)
Biological process (GO): regulation of DNA-templated transcription
Cellular component (GO): nucleus
Molecular function (GO): sequence-specific DNA binding; DNA-binding transcription factor activity
Source: RefSeq, a predicted model, not a curated record
UCUCACCAUCUCCCAAAUCAAAAACUCAUCUUCACCUCUCUUUCCUCACCCGUCAGUAUUACCUUUUUCACUCUCUAUUCUCCACUGCAGACUCACUCGCCACUUCCACUCUCUCUAAAAUCUGCCAUGACCAACACAUCCUCUUCAUAAAUACCCCCAGAAAACAAAACCAACAAAAUUAUCUCUAAAUCCCCAAACUAUGGUGCCGUAUGACUCCGAUGGCUUAGCUGGAAGCGCUCCCAGUUCAUCAUCCUCUAUCACUAAACCUCCGCAGAUAGAUGGCUUGCUCGCCGGUGCCGGCUACAAGGUCCCGUCUUCUGAGCUCCGGCAUGUGGCCCAGCGUCUCGAACGCCUUGAAACGGCCAUGCUUAACUCCGCUUCCCACCAACUUUCCCUCCUUGCCUCUGACGCCGUCCUUUACAACCCCUCUGAUCUGUCUACAUGGGUCGAUUCGCUCCUUUCCGAGCUUAACCAAUCUCAGCCUCUCCCUUCUCUCCCCUCCGAUCUCUCGGAUCUGGUUCCCAAUUCAACGGCUCUCGAUAGCUCCUGGGGGAUGGAACACUCUUUGUCUCAGCAGCAGAAUCAGAAUAUCUCUCAACACCAACAGAAUCAGCUGAUGGUCGUAACCGCCCUGGAGGAGGAUUCCGCGAUAAGGCUCGUCCAUAUGUUGAUGACGUGUGCAGAGUCCGUCCAGCGUGGCGAGCUAGCAUUGGCUGCCUCUUUAAUCGAGAAUAUGCAGGGACUGUUGACGCGUGUCAACACCGGCUGCGGCAUUGGCAAAGUGGCCGGUUACUUCAUUAAUGCUCUGAGUCGCCGGAUUUUCGCUCCGGCGGGUUCAAUUAGCGGCGUUGGUUCUUGCUACACUUAUGAGAAUGAACUUUUGUACCAUCAUUAUUACGAGGCUUGUCCGUACUUGAAGUUCGCUCAUUUCACCGCGAAUCAAGCGAUUCUCGAGGCUUUUGAAGGCCAUGAUUGCGUUCACGUAGUGGAUUUUAACUUGAUGCACGGAUUGCAAUGGCCGGCACUAAUACAGGCUUUGGCUCUGCGCCCCGGUGGGCCCCCUUUGCUUAGGUUAACUGGCAUUGGCCCUCCUUCAUCGGAUGGCCGCGACUCGCUUCGGGAAAUCGGGUUGCGACUCGCUGAUUUAGCUCGGUCAGUAAACGUUCGAUUCGCUUUCCGUGGGGUGGCAGCUGCGCGGCUGGAGGACGUGAAGCCGUGGAUGUUGCAGGUGAAUCCUAAAGAAGCGGUGGCAGUCAAUUCAAUCAUGCAACUACACAAGUUGUUGGCGUCUGACCCAACCCGAAACCCAGCAAUCGAUAUUGUCCUGAAUUGGAUCCGGAACCUGAACCUGAAAAUUAUGACCGCAGUUGAGCAAGAGGCAGAUCACAACCAAUCGGGGUUUUUAGACCGUUUUACCGAAGCUUUAUAUUACUACUCAACGAUGUUUGAUUCGCUGGAGGCUUGCGCCCAUCACCCAGAGAAAGUUUUAGCCGAGAUGUACAUACAGAGAGAGAUAUGCAACGUGGUGAGCUGUGAGGGUUCAGCUCGGGUAGAGCGGCACGAGCCGCUGGCUAAGUGGAGAACUCGGCUUACAGGGGCGGGGUUCAGGCCGCUGCAUUUGGGGUCAAACGCGUUCAAGCAAGCGAGUAUGCUAUUGACAUUGUUCUCAUCGGAAGGGUACAGUGUGGAGGAGAAUGAAGGUUGCCUUACUCUGGGGUGGCACAGCCGCCCUCUGAUUGCUGCUUCGGCUUGGCAGGCAGUGCCCGAUGUUGAGCCAGCCCUCGGUGUAAUCGAUAACAAUGGUGUUGUGCUGUAAAUUUUAUAAUAGUAUUUUGAGGUAUUUUUGGGGUUAACAAUUUUCAA